Annulohypoxylon truncatum is the source of this 1398-nucleotide messenger RNA. Its product is annotated as Clp1-domain-containing protein. The record is from RefSeq and is a predicted model, not a curated record. Gene Ontology annotation, molecular function: polynucleotide 5'-hydroxyl-kinase activity. The transcript has 3 exons. Gene Ontology annotation, cellular component: mRNA cleavage factor complex; nucleus. The coding region runs from base 1 to 1398 and encodes 465 amino acids. NCBI's taxonomy places the organism in Eukaryota, Fungi, Ascomycota, Sordariomycetes, Xylariales, Hypoxylaceae. Gene Ontology annotation, biological process: tRNA splicing, via endonucleolytic cleavage and ligation.
AUGUCGAUUCCAGGAUUAGGAGAGAUACCAUCGGUUGCAGACCCGACUACCUCAUCUGCUGCCGCCACAUCGCCAACUACUACGGAAACACUCCAACCUUUCUGGGAAUACCGAUUCGAAGUUCCGCAUGGAUCCACUCUAGAUAUCAAACUCCUCUCAGGAACCGCAGAGAAGGAUGGCACCGAACUCGCCCCAAAUACACCGUACACUUUUACGGCGACGAAGUCCAAGAUAAAUACCUGGCAUGGGUGUACUCUCGAAAUAGUUUGCCCUUCCGGGACCUACGACGCCUAUACCUCAGAGCCGACAGCGGACGAGACACCUAUGGUCAGCUACUUGAAUUUGCAUUUUAAACUCGAAGCCAUUCGAUGUGCUGCAGAGAAAGCAGGACAAAUGGGACCACGAAUACUGGUCGUCGGACCGCCGAAUGCCGGUAAGACGAGCUUAGUAAAGAUGCUCACGGGAUGGGCCACGCGCAUGGGUCGCCAACCACUCGUCGUGAAUACAGACUGUCGUGAGGGUAUGCUCGCAUUGCCGGGUUCGCUAAGCGCUGCCGUAUUCGCGACUAUCAUUGAUAUCACGACGGAUUGGGGCAGCACGCCAAGCAGUGGACCAAGCGCUAUACCUGUCAAGCUUCCCAUCGUGUACAAUUACGGUUUAGGGCAGCCCGAGGAAAACAUGCGACUUUUUAAAAGAGUAAUAAGCAGGCUGGCUGUGGCGGUAACCUCCCGGCUCGCGGAGGACCCCGACGUAAAGACAUCUGGUCUGCUGAUCGACACGGGCGGUGUCGGCGCUUCUAAGGGAGGUUACGACCACAUAGCCCAUAUAGUGUCCGAGUUCUCAGUCAACAUCGUAAUCGUGAUAGGCUCGGAACGUAUGGGCAGCGAGAUACAGAAGAAGUUCACAGGGCAGAAAACCACACUAGACGAACCCAUCACUGUGGUCAGCCUGGACAAGUCUGGUGGCGUCGUGGAAAGGGAUUCAGGAUUUCUGCAGCAGGUCCGCGAAACAGCUAUUAGAGAAUACUUUUUCGGCAAUGCGAACACCACAUUGAGCCCGUUUACGCAACAAGUCGACUUCUCGGCUUUGUCAAUCUGGAGAGUUAAUGAAUCACCUAACUCGGCGGCGCUCGAAGAUGAAAUUUAUGGCGAUGUAAUGCUAGAGAAGGUUGAGCCGUCGCUCAUGAUGCAAAACUGCCUCCUUUCAGUUGUCUACGCAUCGGUCCACGACCCGGCAGACACCAUCCGCGAUUCCAAUGUUAUGGGAUACGUGUACGUCGCCGACGUCGAUGAGAAACGACGGAAGCUUAAAAUUCUAGCGCCAGUGAAUGCCCGUUUAGGGGAUAGACCCCUUCUUUGGGGGAGCUGGCCUGAGCCCAUGGUUAGUUUAUUGGGUUAG